AUGGCGAAGGAUGUGUCCUCCUUGACAUCAAUUGGUGGGCUAGCCUACUCAAUUCCCGAAUAUGCACACACUAUCAUUCUCCCGUCUCAACUGCUGCCUAAGCUCUCACGUUUCACUGAAGAUCUUAUCCCCACCACUGUGAUAGAAUGGUCGGGAACCAAGUUCGGUCCUGGUGAUCUGGAAGCGACCCGUGAGAGACUGAGCGCUGCAGAUGAUGUUUGGACAGGCAGCUUUCUGUCUUUGCUCAUUCUUCUCCUCCCAGCCCAUGGCAACAUUGAUUUCAGGAGCAAGCGCAUCGUAUGCUUGGAGAGGUCGAGGAUAGAGUUGACAGAGGGUCCAUAUGUUGUUUCUAGGGCGACUGGCCAUGUUUUUCCCGUCAUGAGGCUCUUUCCUGAUCCCAAUGAGGCAUUUAUAAGUGCCGUGUGCCGGAACUCAUGCUCUGAUUCUGCGUUCAAGGAGUCCGCGGCCCGGGAUGGCAUACCAGUGCCCUCGAGGCUGUAUUUCCAUAGAGACGGAAGGCCUCUAGCAGGCCUGAGGUUUGCGGUCAAAGAUACUAUCUCUGUCAAAGGAACAAGGACUGGCUACGGCAAUCAAGCCUGGCGCGAGAUUCAUGACCCUGAGAAGAAGACAGCUCCGUGCAUAAAAUUGCUUCUUCAAGCCGGCGCAGUUCUGGUAGGUAAGCUGAAGACCACUGAAUUUGCGGAGGGCUUAGACCCCAACGAAUGGAUUGAUGACGACUGUCCCUACAACCCCCGAGGUGAUGGGCGGCAGAAGCCGUCCUCUUCCAGCACUGGCAGUGCUGUUGCUGCGGCGGCAUAUGACUGGAUUGACUUCACGGUUGGCACCGAUACUGGAGGCUCUAUCCGUCAUCCAGCCGGCGUGAACGGGGUUUACGGGCAGCGUCCAUCUCACGGUCUAAUCAGUCUCGAAGGCGUCCUGGGAGCCACCGACCUCUUCAACACUAUUGGCAUAUUCGCACGACACGCGAGCAUUUUUGCCCGCGUGGGAGCGCACCUAGUUCACCCCACGAGAACAGCGUUCUGCACACCGAUAGAACCCAAGUACAACCUGCUAUACCCAACCAGGGCAGCUCAAGCAGCGGACAUGAACCCCACCCCCAGUGUGCAGCAUCGCUUGUUCCCGCACCCCUCGGCAGAUGUUUCUAGCUGGACCGAAGCCGAGAAACAGAUCGAGGCAGUUAUGAGAAAGCUGGAGAUCACACUCGACUGCGAAAGAAUACCCUUCAACCUCAAUGAGCUUUGGGAAGCGACCCCGCCAAUAGGUCAGCCUCGCUCACUUGACCAGGCAGCCGGCCAUAUCUAUUCGACCAUCACGACAGCGUCGGCAGUGCAUGGGUGCCUGGACGACUUCAUUCAUGACUAUUCAGCCAAAAAUGAUGGCCGCCCUCCCAGAAUCUCAGAGCUUGUCAGUCGGAGGCUGGAGCAUGGUCGAAGUGCGUCUGCGGAGAGAAUAUCUGAUGCAUUGAAGGCCAUGCAGUCUUUCAGGACAUGGACAGAGUCCACGAUCUUCGGAUCGUAUGACCAGAAUGCAACGACGCUUCUUAUAUUUCCUCAAUGCUAUGGGCGUCCAGAUUAUCGACAUGAGACCUCCGACAGAGCCGAACUCUUCAAUGACACAUUCAGCAUCUACUCAUUUGGAUACUUGGUCGGAUGCCCCGAUUACACGAUACCAGUUGCUGAAGUGCCUUACUUGUCCGCCGUUACCAACACGAUCGAAUACCUUCCGGUAUCAAUAAGUCUGAUAGGGCCACCUGGAUCUGAUUUGGAGCUCUUCAACGUCAUUGCGUCCUUGCACAAAGCCGGUGUGAUUCUUGAUGUUGCAGCAGGAAAGCAGUUGUUUCCUCAUGUCGGCAACAACAAUGGGUCUUUCGACUCAUAG
This is a messenger RNA of Exophiala dermatitidis NIH/UT8656, 1899 nucleotides long. Its product is annotated as glutamyl-tRNA (Gln) amidotransferase. Bases 1 to 1899 code for a protein of 632 amino acids. Lineage: Eukaryota; Fungi; Ascomycota; Eurotiomycetes; Chaetothyriales; Herpotrichiellaceae. The transcript has 3 exons. The record is from RefSeq and is a predicted model, not a curated record.